CCGAGGGAGCAAAGGAGACGGCGCCCGGGUGCCCGGCUCAGGGCUCGGGGGACCUGCGACGCCCGGGGGAGGAGGACAGACUGUCGCGGGGUGGGCGCCGGGCUGACCGCACCCGCGGCUGCGCUCUCGGAUCCCAGGCGUGAGAACGCGCGGGGGCCUCUGCGCUCCCACCCUGGGUCACCCGGGUAGCUCGGUCCGCCAGCCCGGCAUAGCGAGGCGGCCUGCGGCGCACGCGAGGGCGAGCUGGAACAGCAAAGGGAUGCGGGGACAUUAGAGGCAGCAGAGCUGGAGGCUGCAUCUGGGCUUCACCGAAACUUCAUCCCGCCUGCUACGGUGUGGGUGAGCGAUUCGCUCUCCUGGAUAGCAAACAGCUACGAUAGCUGGAUUGCUUAGAGAAAGAAGCAAGCAAACUUCCAGCGGGGCUGUUCGGGGCUAGACCGAAGAACACCCUAGUCACCAGGGUCGUUGAUCUGACAGUGGCUCCUGUUUGUCAGUCCCACAUAAGAAGAAUCGCUCAUCAGGAGGGGAUCCACAGUGAGCUGAGGCCACCGACGCCAUGUUCUGUACGAAGUUGAAGGAUCUCAAGAUCACAGGGGAGUGUCCUUUCUCCUUACUGGCACCAGGGCAGGUUCCUAAAGAGCCAGCAGAGGAGGUAGCAGGAAGCUCAGAGAGCUGCCGAGCCACUCUGCCCAUCUGUCAGGACGUUUCUGAGAAGGAUGUACAAGGAAGUCUUCCUCAAAGAAAGACCAGUCGGAGCCGUGUCUAUCUCCACACUUUGGCAGAGAGCAUUUGCAAACUGAUUUUCCCAAAGUUCGAGCAGCUGAAUCUUGCACUUCAGAGAACACUGGCAAAACACAAAAUAAAAGAAAGCAGAAAACCUGUGGAAAGAGAAGACUUUGAAAAAAUAAUUGCAGACCAAGCUCUUGCAGCAGGCAUUCCUGUGGAGAUCAUCAAAGAAUCUCUAGGUGAAGAGCUUUUUAAAAUGUGUUAUGAGGAAGAUGAACACAUCCUGGGCGUGGUUGGAGGAACCCUCAAAGAUUUUUUAAACAGCUUCAGCACCCUUCUGAAACAGAGCAGCCACUGCCAAGAAGCAGAAAAGAAGGGCAGGCUCGAAGACGCCUCCAUUCUCUGCCUGGAUAAAGACCAUGAUUUCUUAAACGUUUACUAUUUCUUCCCGAAGAGGGUCACGUCCCUGAUUCUUCCCGGCGUCAUUAAGGCAGCUGCUCACAUCUUGUACGAAACCGAAGUGGAGGUGUCAUUAGUGCCUUCCUGCUUCUGUAACGAUGGCAGCGAGUUUGUUAAUCAGCCCUAUUUGUUAUACUCCGUUCAUGUCAAAAGCACCAAACCAUCCCUGUCCCCAGGCAAACCCCAGUCCUCGCUGGUCAUUCCCGCUUCUCUCUUCUGUAAGACGUUUCCAUUCCAUUUCAUGUUUGACAAAGAGAUGACAAUUCUGCAAUUCGGCAAUGGCAUCAGGAGACUGAUGAACAGGAGAGACUUUCAAGGAAAGCCUAAUUUUGAAGAGUAUUUUGAGAUUCUGACGCCAAAAAUCAGCCAAACGUUUAGCGGAAUCAUGACUAUGUUGAAUAUGCAAUUUGUGGUUCGUGUGAGGAGAUGGGACAAUUCUGUGAAGAAAUCUUCAAGGGUUAUGGACCUUAAAGGCCAAAUGAUCUACAUCAUUGAAUCCAGUGCGAUCUUGUUCCUGGGGUCACCCUGUGUGGACAGGUUAGAAGAUUUUACAGGACGAGGGCUCUACCUCUCAGACAUUCCGAUUCACAAUGCACUGAGGGAUGUGGUCUUGAUAGGAGAACAGGCCAGAGCGCAAGAUGGCCUGAAGAAGAGGCUGGGCAAACUGAAGGCCACCCUUGAGCAAGCCCACCAAGCCCUGGAGGAAGAGAAGAAGAAAACAGUGGACCUUCUUUGCUCUAUAUUUCCCUGCGAGGUUGCACAGCAGCUGUGGCAAGGGCAAGUCGUACAAGCGAAGAAGUUCAGUAAUGUCACCAUGCUUUUCUCAGACAUUGUUGGGUUCACUGCCAUCUGCUCCCAGUGCUCCCCGCUGCAGGUCAUCACCAUGCUCAAUGCGCUCUACACACGCUUUGACCAGCAGUGCGGCGAGCUGGAUGUCUAUAAGGUGGAGACCAUUGGUGACGCAUAUUGUGUGGCUGGGGGAUUACACAAAGAAAGUGAUACCCACGCUAUUCAAAUAGCUCUGAUGGCCCUGAAGAUGAUGGAGCUCUCUGAUGAAGUCAUGUCUCCCCAUGGAGAACCUAUCAAGAUGCGAAUUGGACUGCAUUCUGGAUCAGUUUUUGCUGGAGUUGUUGGAGUUAAAAUGCCCCGUUACUGUCUUUUUGGAAACAAUGUCACCUUGGCUAACAAAUUUGAGUCCUGCAGUGUACCACGGAAAAUCAAUGUCAGUCCAACAACUUACAGAUUACUCAAAGAUUGUCCUGGUUUUGUGUUUACCCCUCGAUCAAGGGAGGAACUUCCACCAAACUUCCCCAGUGAAAUUCCUGGAAUCUGUUAUUUUCUGGAAGCUUAUCAACAAGGAACAAAUUCAAAACCGUGGUACCAAAAGAAAGAUGCUGAAGAUGGCAAUGCCAAUUUUUUAGGCAAAGCAUCAGGAAUAGAUUAGUAAAAUAUGUAUGUGAUUGUUAGUCUUUGGGGUUUAACUCCUUCGAACAUGUGUGGAAUCUCUGAAAGCACUUUAGGAAGCAGAUGGCUAUAGAGCAGUAUUAAAAUUUCAGGAGCUAAGUCACCAUCUAUUUUUUCUUCCACUUAACAUGACAAAAUGUAUUCACUUUAAUACUUCAACUCUUCA
This is a messenger RNA of Hipposideros armiger (great roundleaf bat), 2815 nucleotides long. RefSeq names its product guanylate cyclase 1 soluble subunit alpha 1 (gene GUCY1A1). Lineage: Eukaryota; Metazoa; Chordata; Mammalia; Chiroptera; Hipposideridae. The transcript has 9 exons. Gene Ontology annotation, molecular function: heme binding; guanylate cyclase activity. The record is from RefSeq and is a predicted model, not a curated record. The coding region runs from base 557 to 2629 and encodes 690 amino acids. Gene Ontology annotation, cellular component: guanylate cyclase complex, soluble. Gene Ontology annotation, biological process: cGMP biosynthetic process; response to oxygen levels.